This is a messenger RNA of Cataglyphis hispanica, 2107 nucleotides long. RefSeq lists its product as uncharacterized. The record is from RefSeq and is a predicted model, not a curated record. The transcript has 4 exons. Bases 71 to 1453 code for a protein of 460 amino acids. Lineage: Eukaryota; Metazoa; Arthropoda; Insecta; Hymenoptera; Formicidae.
AGAAAGAAAUGAAUCAGAUUGUAGCAGAUGUAGAACAUACAUCCACUAAAGAGAAACAAUAACUGGUAUAAUGGUUGUAUUUAUCUCAUAUUGCUUGUGUUCAAGAUAUACUCCCUCACUGCAGUUUCUGGUGUUCACGUUAUCUUUUUCGAGCGCAAAGAUGACCGAUGAAUGUGCCCAAGCGAUCUCAGUCGCAAAUCAUUAUUUCAUGUUGGCCGAUAGAAUGAUUCCCGGUUUAAAGAAUCAUCUUGCAAAAAAUGUGGUGCUCGAGUGGUUUGGAAAAAAAAUUACAGGGAAAAAAGAUGUAGCUGCUUUUAUUACGUCCUAUCGAAUAAAAUGCUUUCAUACAUUUGACGACAUUAAGCCAACUUUGAAUAUCGCCACUUUGGAGAAACAAUCGAAUCGGUUGAGAGAAUCUUUAGAUCAAAACGCUAGCAAUAAGUGUGAAACCCACACAAGUUAUUGUUCUCAUAAAGAAUUAACUCGCUGCUCACACGAGACUGAAAUGUCAACGAACCAUGAAAACGCAAUAGAUUCUAAUCAGGAAAGUAAUGGAAACAAUGCAAUUUCCGUACAUAAGAAUGACUGUAAUAUUGGAAAGCAUACGUAUGAAUUGGAAAUAAUGACAGCUUGUAAUGAUGCGAAUGUCAAUGUUGACGUGAAUACAAAUAUUAAAGCGAAUAAAAAUGAAAUUACUGAAAAUGCAAUCGCUAACAUGGAUGAUGAAAGUGAUAAUCUUAACAAGAACGAUUUCUGUAAUCUUUUCGAGCCCGAGAUUACGUGUCAGACUAUCAUCGAGAAGAUACAGAACAUUAAUAGGACAGAAUUGAAAGAGGAAAUGGCACCAACCAUCAGAGCCAUCAACAGAGAGUGUGGUCAAGGAGAUGGACCUGUUAUUGUUGAAGCUAGUACGAUUAAGUACCUGGAGGCAAAUGGAACAGUAAAAUUUUUACAAAUAAAUAUACCAGAAGAUUCUCUAUUUUUAUAUCAUUGGACAAAAGAUUGGAAAAGGAAGAAUUGGGAUAAAAAAUGCAAAUUACAGAUUGCAUAUUCACUUUUAAUCGAUAAUAAAUCUUCGAAAAUUGUCAAAAAAUGCAUGCAAAAAAAUAUUCUUUCCGCUAGUCAUUUAAAUAAAAUACAAAAAAAUAAAUUGCCAAGUUUAGAAGAGGUGAUGCAAAAUAGAAAAUUAAUACCGGACCAAAAUUAUUUUAAAGGUUAUUUGCAACCCUUAAAUUUUUCAAAAGAUCGCGAAGAAUUUCUGAAAAUUUUCAAAACUGAGAUGCAAGAGAAAUUCAACACACAAUCUUGCGCGCGUUACGAGAAAAAUAAAUUGAUUUUGGACUACCCAAAUAAAAAAUCACGUUUUAAUAUCAUGUAUCAGAUUCACAUGAUCGUUUAUACAGAAGUUAAACAAUAUGAACCUGUUAAACAAGAAAUAGCAGACGCAGAAUGAACCUUGUACAUAAAUUUGUGCAAUUGAAUGGUGUUUGUAUUUGUAACUAUAGUAUUAAUGAAACGGAUUAAUCGGUCGGACACGCUUUGGCGAAUUUGUAUUCAUUAUAAUAAAAGACUAUAUCCUGCGUUAAUCGAAAGAGCUUGUAACAUAUAUUUUUCAAAUAGCAUUGCAUCGAAAGUAUAAGAGCGCAUAUCAUCUAGGUGAAUUUACAGGAUGAUCUUAGUAUACAUUUGAUAACUACGCGUUGUGUAAACAGUAUAGCAAUUAAGACAUACCGCCGCAACUUAAUUUAUAUUUCUGCUUAUUGUUAGGAAAAUAUUGAUUUUAUCAUGAUCGUAGUGUCUUUAUUUGCAUCUCGAUAAACGAUUAUUUUUUUUAUAAUGAUUACAUUAAAUUGCGCACAUGACUAUGCGAUAUUGAGAAACGCACAUAAUUGAUGAUAUCAAUAUAUUUUCGAACUUUUAAAAGAUUGCAUGACAAUAUAUUUUUUAAUUUUUGUAACAAUAAUAAGUUGAGACAAUAGAUUUUAAUAUUUAUGCUCUUUCAUUCAAUAAAAUAGAAUUUGCAAUAAAUAGAUCCCAAUUUGUUUUAUACUUUUACAAUACGAUCACUUUUUCAAAAUUAUUAUAUAUCAUUGAUACAUGAAAAAUG